UGUGGAGGAGAUGUGGACAAUGUAGGCGCUUGUUUGGACAGUUUCGCUGUUAUCUUCGUUUGUCUGUCGCCUGACCCGCAACUCUCCCCUAAUUCACUUCGAAUUUAACUGAAAGCCACUUUAAAUUCGUUUUCAGAUCCAGGAACAGACUCAGCGAUGAACUCUGGAAGCGGACGAGAACAUUUCACUUGGACGCUUUGAGCAUUUCCAGCGAUGGAAAAGCAGAAAGUGCUGGCUCGGCUGGUUUCAGACCUGCAGGCGUUCUUGCUGGUUCUGGACAGUGAGAAUCUCAGUUAUAUCGCUCAGGCCCAGAAAAAAUCCAUCUCAGAGCUGCUAAAUAAACUGCAGGACAAUAAGGAUGCACCAGUAGAGGAUGCGGAGUACAUGAUUAUGAACUGUCCCUCUGGAGGCCCCAGUGAUCUCAGGGAAAGCACCACUGCUGAGGCUCAUUCGACAGAGGAAACUCUUUCAGUCAGCUCUACUGACCUCCUGCAGCCCGGGUCUAUGAGUCCUGCUGUUCCCCCGCAUGCCCCGUGUUUAGAAGACGAGGACUGUUACGAGGAGGCAGAACCGUUUGUCCCGGCCAGUCAGUCUACAGAUAAAGUGGAUUCAGACAGCAGUCACUACGAGUCGUAUGGCGAAGAGGAUGAUGAGGAUUUUGUGAAGGACAGAGCUCACUACAUCCAGUGGAGCUCCUCUCAACCCUGUUUACGACCCGUGCCAGAGUCACGCAUCUGCGGAUACCUCUGGAAGAAGAAGUGGCUGGGUCAGUGGACGCGCCAGUUUUUCAUUAUUAAGCACAACUCACUACUGUGUUUUAAGUGUGCUAAAGACCUGCACCCUCUGCUGGAGCUAAACCUCACAGGUUGUUACGUGGUCUACAAAUCCAAUCACAGUAAGAAGAUGCAGCACGAGCUGAAGGUGGUGGCCGGUGCCGAAACGGUUAUCUUGGGCUUCCAGAGCAGCACGCAGGCCGAAGAGUGGAGGAAGAUAAUAGAAGAAGUGAGCGGCUCCUCUUAUUAUGAGCCUGAAUCGCAAAGCUCUUCAUCCAUCCUGAGGAGCGAAAGGCUGGACUCUUGCAGGUCAAGUACUGUCCUCCAUACGGACUCGGAUGAAGAGAAAAUCUCAAGUCUUCCGUCUGCAGUUAGCAGUGUGGAAAUCAAAGACAAAGACAUAGCGGGCUUCCUGAACGUGCUGAUGAACUGUCAGUGGCAGAGUCUGUGGUGUCGGGUGGAGGCCGGGGUUCUGAAGAUGUAUCGGGACGAGGCGUCAGAAGAGACCCCUCAAUACACGGUUCAGCUCAGAGGGAGUGAGGUGCGACCCGGCCCGGAUACAGCACAUGCUUACCGCAUUACCAUCACACAGCACGGGGACCAGAUGGCUGUACUAGAGGCGAGUUGCGCAGAUGAUAAAGAGCAGUGGGUUCAGCUCCUGCAGGAUGGGAGUUCUCCAUAUCAACACACCAGCCACGAGUCACUGAGUGGUCUGAAAAGCCACAGGUGUCCCACCUCAAACAUGUACAUGGAUGACCCCUUUCAGCAGCUGUGUGGUCCAUCAGUCCACUCGCAGCCCAUCUAUUCAAACUCCUCUAUACUGGAGCACAUGUUUGAGAAACCUUACACUGGUGGAAACGGAGAAUUGGUGUCAUCCAAGGAUUCUGCCAGCUACAGCAAUAAUGAAAUCUUCAGCAACCACAGUACAAAACUGUUUGAGAUUGAGAGGGGUGUGCAGAAGCUGGACCUGACAGGAAAAAGACGAGUGCAGUUGCGAGCGGGGUCAGAGGUCAACCUCGUGAGCGUGGGGACGAAGCCAGCCAAACGGUAUUCCUUCAGACGCUCCCUCGCUUUCUGCACCGAGCGAGCACAGGGGGGCUUUCUGACCCCACUCUUGAGAAGAACUGCCUCGGCAAAAAGCACCCUAAAGAAAGCUCCAUCUGCCCUGUUUAUGGAGCAUGGCAGGGUCUUCCAGAGGAGGACGGAGUGGGAAACCAAAGCUUCAGGUUGACAUCAAGAGAAGACUCUCCCACAUUCCCCUCAUAUUGUCAAUAUAAUAUUGCACUGAAAAUAAUAUUCUUUCCAAGCAUGUGGAUCAUGCAGUGAUUUAGAUUUGUAAAGUUUUUUGUUCUUUUUUGGGGGGUUCUUGGUACGUUUAAGAAGAUAACACAAGAUCACACAAACUCUUUAUCAGCAUAUUCUGUCCAUAGGCAAGCAUUCAUCUUCACACACAGGGUUGCAAGAUUGUUAGGGAGCAACUGCAAAACAUUUUACAUUUGUAAAUAUCUAUUGAGAUGAUGCUGAUGUACAUUUCUAUGUCUAGAGAGUGGCACAUUUAAAUGAAGUGGAGUUUUAUGUUUAUCAUCAUAGCACAGUAUUUAUCCUUAUGUAAAUCACUUUGCACUGUUUUGAACCCGUCCUAAACUGUGUUUGCGGUUUUCAGGAAGGCAUUGUCAUGGUCAAAAUCAGGAAUCGUCAGUGUGAAGAUCAGUAACUGAUCAUUGAUUGUUGAAAAGUAAUUACCUCUUUCUUUUUUUUAUUUUCACAAGACUCACAAAUCUGUGGUAAUUUAUCAAUUUAUACUUUUUUUAUUCCAAUGCACAUGCAGUAUAUUAAGUGUUGAGCUUUUCUAAUGAUGUGCCUUAACCAUAUUUUUGUAUCCAUGUUUUUAUGAAGCAUUGAUUUGUCUUUACAGCUGAAGAGAUUUUGCUGGUAUUGAUCCCACUCACUUCAGGAAAGCUUUUUCUGUAUAGUUUGGUAGCUUGGUUAAGACAAGGAUGGCCUAACAUUGCUGUACAAAAGAUAACUGUGGAGAACAAAAACACCACUGAUGAACAUAUUUGUACAAUAAAUAAAGUAAU
Messenger RNA from Sinocyclocheilus anshuiensis, 2854 nucleotides. Its product is annotated as actin filament-associated protein 1-like 2. Gene Ontology annotation, molecular function: SH3 domain binding. The record is from RefSeq and is a predicted model, not a curated record. Lineage: Eukaryota; Metazoa; Chordata; Actinopteri; Cypriniformes; Cyprinidae. The transcript is spliced from 15 exons. Bases 214 to 2004 code for a protein of 596 amino acids. Gene Ontology annotation, cellular component: cytosol.